Molecule: messenger RNA, 1560 nt
Organism: Cucumis sativus (cucumber)
Lineage: Eukaryota; Viridiplantae; Streptophyta; Magnoliopsida; Cucurbitales; Cucurbitaceae
Product: GRF1-interacting factor 1
Exons: 4
Coding region: 453-1220 (255 amino acids)
Biological process (GO): positive regulation of transcription by RNA polymerase II; cell population proliferation; leaf development
Cellular component (GO): nucleus
Molecular function (GO): transcription coactivator activity
Source: RefSeq, a predicted model, not a curated record
CUAGAGAGAGAGAAGCCAAAAGGAAAAGGAAAAAAAAAAAAAAGACGAAGCUUUUGCUCUGUUCCUUAGGGAGGGAAACAAGUAGCAUCUUUGUAUAGAGAAAACAGAGAAGAGAGAGAGAGAGACGAAACGCUUCUGUUGGCCACAUUACAAAGCCAAAACGGCUGCACCCACCACCAGAAAAUUCCUCAAAAACCAAAAACCAAAACCCCCUUUUCCUCUCUUUCUCUCACAUAAAAACAGAGUUUGGUUGUGUGUAUAAUCUGCAGAAGCUGCUACACCUCUCUCUCUGUGUCACUAUCACCGUCCAACGCCACUCUAUUUCAAACCAACGAAGAACAUAAAUUUUAAAACAAAAGAAAAAAAAAAAAAGAGGAAAAAACAUCCUCAAAAGCAAAGAGCAUCUUGAAUCAGCCGUUUCUGUGAAAAAACUCAUCAUUCAUAUUUCACAAAUGCAGCAGCACCUGAUGCAGAUGCAGCCCAUGAUGGCAGCUUAUUAUUCCAACAACGUCACUACUGAUCACAUUCAACAGGUUAUUCUUCUUUUUCUUCUUCUUCUUCUUCUUCUUCUUCUUCUUCUUCCUUUUUUUAGUCUAUUUAUCUUAUUAAUCCAACCCCAUUUCCAGUAUUUGGAUGAGAACAAGUCGCUGAUAUUGAAGAUUGUUGAAAGCCAAAACUCAGGAAAAUUGAAUGAAUGUGCAGAGAAUCAAGCUAGGCUACAGAGAAACCUCAUGUACUUGGCUGCCAUUGCGGAUUCUCAACCUCAACCUUCUGCGAUGCAUGCCCAGUACUCUUCCAGUGGCAUGAUCCAACCAGGAGGGCAUUACAUUCAGCACCAACAAGCUCAGCAGAUGACGCCACAAUCGCUGAUGGCCGCCCGAUCCUCUAUGUUGUACUCCCAGCAGCCAUUUUCAACACUGCAGCAGCAAGCUUUGCACGGCCAACUCGGUAUGAGCUCUGGAGGAGGCAUAGGAUUCAACAUGCUGCAAAACGAUGCUGCCAAUGCAGGAGGAGGCAAUGGAGGAGCACUUGGAGGAGGAGGCUUCCCAGAUUUCGGCCACGGUGCUGCAAGUGACAGCUUGCACCGUAGCCUAGCCGGUGGGAGCAAGCAAGACAUGGGAGGAACUGGGUCUGCAGAGGGACGAGGUGGGAGCUCAGGGAGCCAUGGUGGUGAUGGAGGCGAGACUCUGUACUUGAAAUCAGCUGAUGAUGGGAACUGAUCAAAGUAUGAGGAGAAAAAAAGAUAAGUGUUGGGGUGUUCAGUGAGUUGAUGGUAGAAAAGUAGGCACAAUAGAAAUUAGGAAGAUAAAAGAAGAGAAGAAACCCUUCUUACUUGAAAAAAAAAAAAGCACUUGCUUUUUAUCUUAUGUGUAAACAAUGGUGUGAGGAUUCAAACCUCAUAAAACUUCGACCUUUGGGUGUCCUUUUUCCAUGUUAAAAUAUGUGCUUGUAGUGUAUUAUGUAAAGUUUCUUCUCUUGUUCUGUGCUAUGAUCUUGCUCAUCUUUUUCUCAUGUGUUUUGACAUUAAAUAUUUGAGCAUUUAAGUAAUCAAGUAUUCUA